Messenger RNA from Paramecium tetraurelia, 4005 nucleotides. RefSeq lists its product as uncharacterized. The transcript has 7 exons. Gene Ontology annotation, molecular function: protein binding. Lineage: Eukaryota; Ciliophora; Oligohymenophorea; Peniculida; Parameciidae. The record is from RefSeq and is a predicted model, not a curated record.
AUGUAAUAAGAAGAGAAAAAGAAAGGGGACAGUGGGAAAAUGGAGACCAUAAAAAUUAUGAAUGGUUUCACCGAUAAGGAAUGGAAUCAUCUGGAUAGGAUAGAGAGAAUUGAGCUUACACUUGAAGAUUUUGGGAGAAUGAAUGUUGUUUAAGCAUUCAAAAAUUUGAAAUCUUUGACGCUUAUAAAUGUAGGGAUUACAGUAAUAGAAGGAUUGGAUGAAUUGACUAAGUUAGAGGAAUUAAAUUUGAAUGAGAAUUAAAUUACAAAAUUGAGUGGACUAAAAGGAAUCGUUAAUGUGAAAUCAAUAUAUAUUUCACAUAAUGCAAUCUAAAAAAUUGAGGGAUUGGAAAAUCUAACUAAAUUGGAGACGUUAUGGCUUUGUGAUAAUAAAAUUGAUGCAAUUCAAAAUUUAGAGAAUUUAGUUAACAUGAGAUAAUUAUGGUUAUCAGCCAAUCAAAUCAGUUACUUAAGAACAUCACUUGAUCGAUUAAAGAAUUUACAUGAUUUGAAUAUAAGUGGGAAUAAAAUAUGUAGUUUUAAAGAAGCAUUAAAUUUAAAUCGUUUACCUAACUUAAAGGUUUUAGCAUUUUACGAUCCUCAUUUUGGUGAUAAUCCUAUAUGCAAUCUCUGCAACUAUUAAACAUAUGUUCUUUAUCAUUUGAGAAACAUAUUCAAAUUAGAUACCUUGAUUAUUUCAGAAGAACAGAAAUCUUUUGCUGAAGGAACCUUCAUGAAAAAGAAAAUGUACUAUAAUAUGAGAAUUAAAACUAUGCAAAGGACAUUUUCAACUUUGUGUAAGUUAUUGAAAAAAGGCAAGAAAAUUAAAACUGAUUCUUUGUGUGAGGACAUCUCAAAUUUGAAUAUAAAAUUAGCAUAAGAAGCAGACAAAGAUAGAUAAUAAUUGCUAGAGAAUAAACAAGAGGAAUUUGAAAAUCAGAAUGAUAUUUACAACAGCAUAAAAAAGAAAGUCUAUGAAUAUUGUAAUUAAAGCAUACAUAAAUUAAUAACCGAAUUGGAAACAGGUGGAAAUAUAAGACUAGAAGAAGGUAAGGCGAGUGAGAAGUGGUAUGUUUCUUGUGUUGAUCUUAUCACUUCUAGAUUUUACUCUGAAAAUAUGGCUAAAUAUGGGAUUAAGGAUAUUUAAAUCAAGAGAGUGGUUAGAAUUCAUAAUAAAUUCAUUCGAAAUAAGUUUGAAGAGAAAAUGGAAUCUUUGGUUGAUGUAUCCAAUCAAAGCCAUAAAAAGUCAUUGGAGUAUCUCUUCUAUGGAGUAGAUCCUAACUUUUAAUCUGAAAUUUAUAAUGUGAUUGAGGAAGGGUUCAGAGGUUGUUAAGAAUCAAAAUCUAUUGGAUUAAGUGCAUACACACCAUUAGUAAAUAGUAUUUUAGCAGCCGACGCAUCAAGAAUCCAAUAUAUUUUAAAUGGAUAAGAGCAUAAUCAAAAAUUGAACAAGAGAUUUAUCAAAAGAAGAUUGUUUUAUCAGAAGUACAAUGUAAUUCCUCCAGGAGUUUUACUAAUUUGUAAAGUUCUUAUGAUUAAAUCUGUUCCAGAUUCAAAGUACCCUUAUUUCAAUCCUGAACAACCAUGGAGUGAGAUGUUUUAGAAAUAAUCGAUUGAUGGAAGAUAAUAUUAGGAUGAAUACACAGUUUAUAGAUAAAUGGAGAAUGAUCCAAAACAUAGAUUAUGGUUUGUGUUAGAUAACAAUUUAGUAUUACCUGAAUACUUUGUGGAAUUUGAAUAUGUGAUGUAAUCACCAUUACAAAAUAAAGUGGCUGACUUCGGUUCUGCAUUAGGUGUUCUAGAAUAAGAAGAUGAUGAUUUCAUCACUCCUGCUAACAGUAAUUUGUAGAAGGAAAACAUUAAUGAUUUGUAUAAUUAAUUGGCUGAUGAUUUAAAUACUUAUCAAUUCGAGAAUUUAGAAGAAUACCCUACUUACGAACUUAAAGCUUAGGAUUUGGAUCGAUCAGAGUGCGCCUCUCUAAAACCAGCUUUAAUAAAUUAUUUUAAAUAUUGUUUAAGUAGAUCCACAUUGUAUGAAUUGAAUCCAAAUUUAGUUGGAACACCUGAUUUAAAUGAAAUUCUUAAAAAUUAGACUUAAUUUUUAAACUUAAGUAAUUGUUGUGUGCAAGAUAUUGCAUUUAUAAAAGGAUAGUUUCACACACUAAUACUAAGUUAUAAUAAAAUAAGUACUAUUGCUGGUUUGAAUGAGUUACCUAAUUUGGUAAGACUAGAUUUAUCACAUAAUGAAAUAAGCAAUUUAAAUGGAUUGUAACACUUGAAUAGUCUGGAAGUCUUGGAUUUAACUCACAACAAUAUCUAAGAUAUUGAUCAGAUUGCUUUACUCAAAUACAAUUCGUCAUUAAAGUAUUUGUGUGUUGUCUUUAAUCCAAUUAAUGAGUACAAAGAAACAAGAAAAGAGAUCGUGAUGGUUUUGAAUAAUCUGCAAUUUUUGGAUCAUCUGCAAGUGACUGAUGAAGACAAAGAAAAAACUAAUAAUCAAAAGUAAUUAAUUACAACAGCCAUGCUUCAAACAUUUAGCAAGGUCUAAAUGGAUUGGAAAUAAAACAUUCAAUCAGUAAUGAUUACUCAUUAGAAAUUAAGUAGUAUGAAAGGAUUAGAAGGUUUGGUCUAAUUGAGACACUUGAAUUUGGGUCACAAUAAAAUUACCUAGAUUACUUCAAUCUAGGAUUCGGUGCUCUUGGAAGAAUUAAACUUAGAAAAGAAUUCUAUCAUACAAAUUUAAGAGUUAGAUAAUAUGCAAUAUUUAAAAAAGCUGGAAUUAGGAGGAAAUAGAAUAUCAAUAAUAGAAGGCAUUUCAAAUCUGAUUAACUUGAUGUAAUUGUCAUUGGAAGAUAAUGCAAUACUUCAUCUGAGGGAGUUUCCAGAUCUUAAAAGUCUAAUGGAAAUAUAUUUAGGAAACAAUAAUAUCACAAAUUAAAAGGAGAUUAACAAUAUCAAACAUCUUUAAAAACUAAUCAUUUUGGAUCUCUCUGGAAAUCCCUUUGCUAGAGACACUAAUUAUAGGGCUUAUGUUCUCUACAUCAUUCCUAAACUUAAGGUUUUAGACGGCAUUUCUAUUGAAGCUUCAGAAUAAUAGAUGGCAAAGAAUCUUUAUACUGGUAGAUUGACAGAGGAGAUACUGUACUCAAGGUUGUAAGGGUAAUCAGCUAAUAAAAUAACAGAACUGUGUUUACAAAACUGUGAACUCAGAGAUUUUGAGGAUGUAUUCAAUGUGCAAUAAUUUCCAUAAUUAGUUGAAUUGGAUUUGAGUCACAAUCUAUUUACUUCUACAAAAAUGCUUGGCUUCUUACCAUAAUUAAAAAUCUUAAUCUUAGCAUCUAAUAAAAUUGAUACUCUUCUUUAUCCGAAUGAUGUUAAUUAAAAAAAAGGAUUGAAUGGAUGUUAACAGUUAUAAAUUUUAGACAUCUCUUAAAAUUGUUUGAAGGAAUUCAAUGGACUAUAGUAUUGUUUGCUUAAAGAAUUAAAGAUUAUGAAAUGCGAAAAAAAUGAAAUUGUUAGGGUUGAUUUCUUAGAGAACUUGAAAUAGUUAAAGGAGUUAGAUUUAAAUUAAAAUAAAGUAAGACAAUUCGAUCCCCAAUCUUUUGCUGGAUGUAAUCCUAUUAGAUGUUUGAAAAUAGAUGGAAAUGGACUAAAGAAUUUUUAGAAUAUUUAAAAAUUAUAUAAAUUAUUGCAUUUAUUUGCUAAUUCAAAUAGAAUUAAUGAUCUACCAGACAUUGAGUAUUUAGUCCCAUUAACUUAACUUAAAGAAUUGGAAUUAGUUGGAAAUUCUUUAAGUAGAAGACCAGGCUAUAGAUAGAUGGUUCUUAGAAAAUUAGCAACAAUUUUGUAUCUUGAUGGCAGAGAAGUAACCCAAGAAGAAAGAGAGAGACUAGAGUUAGUUGAUCGACAAGCGGUGCUACCAACAAUGUAAAUUUAAUAACAGCCCAAUACAAAGGUACCUGUUAAAUUAAGUUCAAUCAAUUUUGAUGGAAUCUUUAGUAAAUGA